AUGGCUCCCACAAGCCCACCACCACCAACCUGGGCAACCCUCGGCCGCGCAACCGCCCUCACCCUCACACCCCACCUCCUCCCCCGAGACCACUCAGUCAUCUCCAAACGCGCCCUCGCCGUAACCGACGCCCAAAAAGUCACCCUCGGCGUCAUCGCCGCCUACGUAGUCGGCAUCGCCAUCCUCUGGAACGUGCCCUACAUCCGGUGGAUCCUCUGGCCCUUCAAGAUGCUCGUCAUCGCCUUUCACGAGUUCGGGCACGCAAUCACUUGUGUGCUCACCGGCGGGAAGGUCAAGUCCAUAUCCCUUGACCCCAGAGAGGGGGGGGUGACGCACAUGCAGGGUGGGAGGUCAGGAUUAACUCUACCGGCCGGGUACCUCGGGAGUUCGCUCAUCGGGGCGUUGCUCACGUUUGCGGGGUUUAACAUCAAUGCGAGCAAGGUUGCGAGCAUUGUUAUCGGGGUGGCGUUUUUGAUGACGGUUUGGUGGGGGAGGAGGGAUUGGCUCACGGUCGGGACGGUGGCGGCGGCGGUUGGGUUGCUGGUGGGGUGUUGGUUUAUUAGGGGGGCGGAGGCGUUGAGGUUUGUGGUGUUGUUUAUUGGUGUUAUGAGCAGUUUGUAUAGUGUUUGGGAUAUUUGCGAUGAUUUGAUCCUGAGAAAGGUUAAUAGUUCGGACGCGAGUGUGUUUGCAAAGAGGUAUGGGGGGUCGAGUCAGUGUUGGGGGGUUAUCUGGUCGGUGAUUUCGCUGUGUUUUAUGGCGGCGGGCAUUGUGGCGGGCAUUGCGGCUUUUCCGCAGAGUGCGGAGCAGCAGAGGGAGGAUGCGCAGAAGUUUAUUCCGACGAGGUUUUGA
Messenger RNA from Podospora anserina S mat+, 849 nucleotides. RefSeq lists its product as uncharacterized. The coding region runs from base 1 to 849 and encodes 282 amino acids. The record is from RefSeq and is a predicted model, not a curated record. The transcript is spliced from 2 exons. NCBI's taxonomy places the organism in Eukaryota, Fungi, Ascomycota, Sordariomycetes, Sordariales, Podosporaceae.